AUGGGCAAAGUUGAUUACUUCGUUGUUGAAUUUUACGCAGGAAAAAGGACGUUUUACCCAGGGGAGGCAAUAAAUGCAGCCCUCUGUCUCAAGGUGAAUAAGAAGUUGAAGUUACAGGGACUUCGGAUUGAGUUCCAUGGUGAAGCAUACGUACACUGGAGGGAAAACGUCGGUGAGGCGAAUAAGAGCUAUAGCAACAGCGAAACGUACUUAGAUACUUUGGCAACAUUGUUUGGUAAAGGUGAGUGAAGGUGUGAUCAAGUCACGUUCAUUUCUCCGACGAGAAUUCAUCAGGUUGACAGGACCAUUUCGUACUAAAAUUGUUUUCUACGGGAGUUGAUUCUAUGUCAACUUGAAAUUGAAAUUAUUCUUAUCGUAAUAUGCACAAAGAUUUCUGGAUUUAUUGGCAGCUGGCGCAAGGGGUGGGGGUGGAUAAAUGAGAAAAUAGACCGGAUCUGUGGACAUUUUUGAACGCAACCGAAAUUUGCUUUCCCCAGAAAAAGAACUACUAGCUUAUUGGCGAUUAUCAUGUCAUCAAUAUGUCAACGACGUUUAAGGCUUCGAGGGCGCUUGCGCCUUGCUUUCCAAAAUUUACAUUAUUAUUCACUCAAAAUAUUCCUUUGCUUCUGAUUAGCUAAAAUCCUACGUCUAAUUCUUCUUAACCAGCUAGCGUUGGCCAAAUUUGGAAGACGUCUGCGAUAUCCAGGAGGUGGCGUCAAUAGUACAGAAUAAUCGCCAGAAAAAUGAGCGGCAUUGCAUCUGAUGCGUCUGAUGCGUGUUGUUUGGGGGCUUUAGCAACGACGAUGUCAACGACAACGAGAGCGUCAUAAAAGCAAUAGAGUGUUUUCACAUGACGUCAUGGCGGCCACAUUGGUGUCCCAAAACAAUGAAGCGGCGGCCAUGUUGGUCUCCCAGACUAAUCCUGUGGGAGUUGAACUCUUUUCUUAUGCAAACGCUUUCUUUUGUUCCAAUAAAAUUGCGUUGAUGCUGGCCACGUGAGUGAAAACGCCCCACAGGUUUAUUGAGCAACACUACAAAUUUACACGUGCAUUACACUUUUCUUGUUCAUUUCUAUGAUCACGGUAGCCUGUGUACAGACGUCCCCGCUCCCUCAGGAAAAAUCGGGAGAGGAGACGUCUGUGAAUCGCCGUCGUUAAUCGUGUUCCGGUAUACAUUUGCAUAAAUUAUUUUUUUGUUCUUUCGCUGAAAGUUGAAAAGGCACAUCUAGGUCGAAAAAUAGCUCUGGCGUCUGUGUACAGCUAGCCGAACAUCUUCACGCAAUGUUCAACCAAAAAUCCAGAUAUAAGAUCUCUGAUUUCAGUCAAGCCAGGUCAAGCGUACCUCCCAAGAUUCCAUUAAUGACAUUUUAUGUAUUUAUUAUUCGAAAGUUGAACCGUUGGUAGUUGUAGAUUUCAGAUUCAUCUCUGUGUGCAUUCUUGCAUGCGUAAUGAACCGUGAAUUCACACGCGCUCCAGUUACGAAAUUUCUACCAGCUCAGUUUCCCUGAAUUUGAUGUAAAUGUCUUCUAAUACAUUUAAUCCAUUCAAAGAUUUUCAAUCUGACCAAAUACAGGGAAGUUCUCUUAAAAUAUUCACGCUCAUUAAGCAUAGAGGAAUGCCGAUUUAAAUUUGACACCAGUUACGGGAACGACUAACGGAUUCAUUUUUUCAAAUAAUCAAUUCAUUAAGAGAAUCUUUUUGGGGUAAGCUUGACCUGCCUUGCCUGUUAACGUUGGAUUUUGUAUGCCUUCUCUUUUAUUUACAAUACCGACCGGUACAGACAGACGCACCCGCAACCGGUGCAGCAAACAUCGGUGGUCUUAACUUCUCAUGCCUUUUCGAGAGAGCCGAAAUACAAAUACCGGUAAACAAAUAUGAAUAUCCACAAAGGCUGAGCUUUUCCCCGGGGAAUCUAUUCUGACGUUCAUUCACCAAUCACAACACCGGAAAUUAUUUGCGUCAUGGCAUUAACAUUACAACCAAUCAGAGGCUGUCCCCAACAUUCCGGGAAAAAGGGGAAAACGAUUAUCGUCGGCGAUUCACAGACGUCUCCUCUCCCGAUUUUUCCUGAGGGAGGGGGGACGUCUGUACACAGGCUAUGAUCACGGCUAUGAUGUGAAAAUGCCUUAACUCACGUUUUAUGGAGGACGUGAACAAGCGGCGACGAAUUUUUCUUUUUCUUUCUAAACUUAAGUGCGGUCCGCAUGAAAUCAACUCCAGGGAAAUUCGCCUGCAUUUUACAUUUCAAGCGAAUCGGAAUAAGCGCGGAAAAGUUGAAAAAACAUGAAUUCAUUUUUAAAGUGACGUUUUCGCUGCCGUCGUCGUCAUCUAUGAUCUGAAGACUGCAGAUGUCGGAGAGCGUCAUCCAUCCUCCUCGGUCGAUAACACCCUCCUCGAUGAUCUCUAGAAUUCUUCAGAUCAUACUCGGCCUUUUCCAAUAAUUGCUUGAUAAUAGUACAAUACGCAUUGCAUGAAACACGCUUCGACUUGUGAAAAAAAAAAACAGUCAAAAGACUCUUUUUCAAUUAUGUCUUGCACUGGGCACAAAUGUAGCCUCAAACAAUCAUGAUGGAGAGGCUCCUUUAAGAUUUUUUGGAGCCAGGAGAUAUUCAAGAGAUUCUUUUCUCAACGAGGAAUAGCGGCAAACUAUUAUAAACUUACUUGGGGUAAAGGUUAUAGUAAAUGUUCUUUCCUCCGGUUUCAAGAAAAGUUAAGUCUGCUCGUUGGUCUCAGCAAACGCCAACGACGUGUACAAAUUAACGAUUCAGUUUCCAUGAUUACCGAAACGGAUCGAUAAGGAGCAACCAUAUAUUCGCAAAAAUCCGACUAAACACUUUAUUCCAUCUUUGUAGCCCCUUUGAAGCUUGGCUCUUUCAGCGUUGAUGUAGUCUAGUUCUACCCUGAGUGUCACCGAAAAGGGGCCCCAGUAUUCGCCGAGAUGCCGUGGCGGUCUCCUGGGACCGAUCCACGAACUUCUUAAAAUGAUAAGGGGAGACUGGAGAGGAGUAAAGUGCGACACUGCUUAUUAAGGGGGCCAAAACUUUCAUUGCCCGAUACUUGCGCGUUCUCUCUGCAGCUAUUGUUUCUCCUUAAUUUUGGGGAAGACAAACUCGUCCCCAGGGCUUUUCCCUAGGGAAGAGUACGCGAAAGUACAACUCUGCAAUAUGCAACAAACAGAAAUACCUUGCUGGGAUCCAUUAUCCCACCUGCAAAUGGAAGCGAAAGAAUUUUGUUACUACAUCCGCAUUAAUCAGUGGGUCCGGUCACUUUAAUCAGUGCCUAUGCUCCACGUCUGUCAUCCCCAGGAGAAGCAAAGGACAAAUCCUAUGACGAACUGGUCACCGCCAUCAAGGCAAUCCCUGAGAAAAAGCUGCUGUUCAUUCUAGGCAAACUAAACGCCAGAGUUGGUGAGGAUCAAAGCCUCGCUUGCUUGGCCCAUUUCGGUACUAGCCGAGCCUGUGCCUGCUGGAGCUAUGCUGUCAUCACAGUCCAUGUUUCGGUAACACGUUAUUCAAUACCAAGCCCGAACACUGAAUUGGAGACAAUCAAGAUCUUAGCACUGGCACCAGUGUGACCUGAUCCUCAGCAGAUGCUCCAGUCUUUCAAGCAUUAAGAUCAGGCGCAGUUUUCAGGGUGCUGAUUGCGAUACGGACUCUUCCUUAGUGUGCAGCAAAGUAAGACCGCGAACAAGGUAGGUGGAUAGCAAAAAAGAAGAGGGAAGGCCUCGCAUUGACAACAGCAGACUCCGUGAACAGACUAAAGUGGAGGGAUUUGCAAGUGCAGUUGAAGAAUCUUUUCAAGGCCUGCCCGAUGCUAACGCAUGCGAUAGACGGAAACAUUUUUUUGAUGCACAUCUUCAUUGUAAAUAAGUGUUAUCUUUAUGACUUCUGCGCUAAAUAAAGUAUCUAUCUAUCUAAUGCUGUUCACAGCGCCACUUUGUCCAUUUUGGGCGGGAAGACCAACAAGACUGCUGACCUGUUUGAGUCCCACUGCGAAGAGAUGCAACCAUUCAUUGAUGAAAUGAGGAGGGCCUUCUCUAAGCCGCUCGAAGCAAAGUCCAGCAGAUCGCCAGGCGGUGUGCAAAAGACUACUGGCUUCAGCUCUGUUCUCAGAUAAGGUCAGUAGCUGAGACAGAUAUUAGGGGAAUGUAUGAUAGAGUUUCGCUCCCGUGUAUGAAGGGGCCACUUUAGUUCCCGAACUAAAGAGCAAGAGUGGCGCAGUGGUGAGAGCAGUCGCCUCCCAACAAUGUGGCCCAGGUUCGAAUCCUGGCGUCGAUGCCAAAUGUGGGUUGAGUUUGUUGUUGGUUCUCUCCUUUGCUCCGAGAGGUUUUUCUCCAGGUAUUCCGGUUUUCCCCUCUCCCUAAAAACCAACACUUCCAAAUUUCAGUUCGAUCGGGAACUCUCGAACACAUUUCAACCAGUUCGCCUGAACUCUUAAGCGUCCCUGGGUAAACAAAUUAUAAUUACAAUUACAAUUUUACAACGAUAACCCUAUUCUUCAAAGAUAACUGAAGACCUGCUCUAAAUUUCUGAAGAUAAGGAGAACACUCGCGUACGUCUGUCGUUUCGUCCAAAGUGCUAGAGAGAAGAACGUCAAGACAGGCCUAUUACCCUUCAAGAAUGGAAAGACUGUGAGAAUCAACACUUCAAGUGGAGCCAAAUUCACUUAGAAUCCUCUGUCAUUGACGAGAAGUUUAUUUCAAGCCUGGACAACAACGGAAUAAUUCGAGCUCAUUGACGGCUCGAAGCGGAUGCUAGAUGGUUGCCACAAGAAAUGAGAAAUCCUGCUAUUCUACCAAGCAGUCAUCUACUUCUCCAGUUGCUACUACGUCAUUUACACGGAAAGCGUGGACAUUUUGGUAACAAAAGCUUAACUCAUGAAGAGAGAAGAAAUUAAUGGAUCACAGAAGUCCGCAGCAUGUCUAAAGCUCUCAGUGCAAAGUGCAUCACGUGCAGAAACCUUCGCAAGAAACCACUGGACCAGCUAAUGGGGCAUAUCCCAUUUUUACGAGUGACAGCAGGGAUUCUUCCCCUUUCCAACACCGCCAUUGACAUGUUUGGCCCUUGUAUAUCAAAUUCAAUCGGGCGGCAAGGGAAGUUGAUGGCUUUCCGUCGUUUCGCGAGCUUGCAUGGCCACCGGUGUGUUUGUUGGUCGGACCGUAGAACAAUUUUACAGGUGCGCAAAGUUACUUAAAGGAAAUUAUGCAGAGCUGGAACAUUCCCAAGAUUCAUGGNGAUGGCUUUCCGUCGUUUCGCGAGCUUGCAUGGCCACCGGUGUGUUUGUUGGUCGGACCGUAGAACAAUUUUACAGGUGCGCAAAGUUACUUAAAGGAAAUUAUGCAGAGCUGGAACAUUCCCAAGAUUCAGGGUGUUCUAUACCUGAAAAAUUUUCCUUUUAUUUCAUUUGGUAAUGGAAUAUAGCUCACGCAAGUCAUCAGAAUGGCGCGUGGAAGCUCUCAUCAAGUCCGUCAGACAAAGUCUCCUCUCUCCUAGGUAGUACACAAGAUCGAGUAAACGAAUUUUGGAAAUGCUGGAUGAGGCACUUCGCACCAAAAAAAUUUAUUAGCAGGGAACAAGUGGUUCCGAACCAGAUAAAAUGUUCAAGUUGAUGAAUAUGGAAUAUUCAAUUACCUUAGCGCCGGCACCUUGACUUUGCGCGACGCGGGGAAAAAGGUCAAGUGACUGUUAUUUAAAAGCAAGAUAUUCGUUUUGCAACUUACAUUUUCAAUUUGUCUCUGAUCACGCAUCCAAGAUACGAAGCUAACUAGCCAUAGCCGCGUAUGGAACACAAAUUGUAAGUUAAUAUUUGUCAGUCAUCGCUUCAACCGAAAUUGAUUUGUACAGUGGGCCCUUUUUGUAAUACUACUAGGACGACACAUUCGGACGCCACGAUUCGAAUUGGUAUUGUCAAGUGCAAAUAAAUUCCAAGUGCGUAAAACUCUGUUAGUGGUUAAUCUUCAACUACUAUAGCCCUUUCACACACAGGAGCGAAACAGAUGGUAUUAAGCAGGUCCUAGGUCCGACGAAGAAGAAAACUGCCCCUCUGAAGUCCGCCACAGGCAGGCUCAUCCAAGAUCGGGCGAAGCAGUUGAAACGCUGGGUGCAGCACUACUCAGAGUUAUACCCCAGCGAGAAUGUAGUAACAGACGACGCCCUAAACGCAAUCAAGUGCCUUCCUGUGUUGGAGGAGCUUGACAGUGAUCCAACCCUUGGAGAGUUAAACAAAAAGGCUCUCGACUCUCUUUCCUCUAGCAAAGCACCUGGAAAGGACACCAUCCCUGCCGAACUCCUGAAGUGCUGCAAAGGAAACAUCAACGAUCUCUGAGCUGCAUGAGAUCCUUUGUCUCUGCUUGGGAGAAGGUGUCAAUUACCAUAGGACAUGAGAGAUGCAAACAUCGUCACACUGUACAAGAACAUGCAACACUACGCUGCAUUGUAUACACAACUGAAACAGAGACGUUUGCACUACCUUUUUGGCCAUAAUGUGAGAAUGGACGACAGCCAGAUCCUAAAGGAUCUCCUCUAAAGAAAAAGCGCCCCACUGGCAGGUUCCAAUUACGCUACAAAGACGUCUGCAAGGGGCACCCGAAAGCCUCAGGCAUUGACAUCAACGAAAUGGAAACCUCGGCUUCAGAACGUUCAGCGUGGAGGCAGAUUCAGCGUGGAGGCAGGCAAUGAAGCAAGCCCUUUCUGAGUUUAAAGAGACACUUUCGGAACAGGCUGAGACAAUUAAAAAGGGACAAACGAGGAAUGCCCGAAGUAAGACCAGCAACCAACUACAUCUGCUCACUGCGCGGAAGGGACAGUCAUUCCCGAAUUAGUCCUUCCAGCCACGCAAGGCGCUGUUCGAGAACCACCAAUCACAGUGCGACACCAUAGUCCUUCGAUACUAUAGGAUGCCAAUACAUAAAACUACCCACUAACCCGCCCACCUACCUACUUGUAUGUGUAAUCAAAUGGUGACGGGUGAAAUUAGGGAAUGAUUUCACGCGCGUUUUGUCCAAAACCUAAUAAUUUCCCGAGCCAUUACCUAUACUAAUAACAUGGGUGACGAAUUACGUUAGCAAUAUUGGAUUUUUGACAUGUUUAUCCUGGAUCGUAUCGAUCGAGAGCUCCACUCUCUCAAAUGUUUAGACCUUAAAUUUGGCUUAUAAAGUUCAGAAUUUUUCAGACUUUUCGGCAAAAUACCUGUUAGAAUCCUUCUUGAUGUUCUCUUGUGUUUUCAGGUUUUCUAAAACGUCUUUUUGUGCCUUGACAUCUUCAUUCACGGCAUUUUAAAACUUCGUCACCAUCUUGACACUGAGACGUACGGAAGGGUUGCCAUGGCAAUUUUGUAAUUUCACAUGUGAAAUUACAAAUUAACGCUGAAAUUUCGCGCCAAAAUUAAGGCGUAAUUCGUCACCUAUGAUAUUAGCCUAGUAACCUACUGUUUCGUUCAGCAGGCCCAUGUUCGAGAUCGUCCUGAGCCACCAUGGGACUCAUGUUUUAAUUUACUUCCCUGUAUUAGAGAUUUUGUUGCGCGAAUAUUAUAUGUUGCCAGACCAAGUGCCUUUGUAGAGAAUCCUCGUAGUCAAGGCUUGUAAUUUGUUCGCAAUUGGUUAUUAAGUGGCUGGUCUUUGAUUUGGAAAGGAACCUCAAUCCAUCUCAAUACCCUGACUAUUUACCUGCCUCCCUACCUACUUACAUACGUACCUACCAUCCUACCUACAUUGUACCUGCAUGUCUAUAUAUCUUCAUUCAUUUGCAGACCUAGGCCAAAGUGGCGAUGACCCAGUUCUCCAGCCUGGUGAAUACUCUUUUCCAUUUCAGUUCUUAAUCCCAAAUAUAAUUAUGCCGGCUUCAGUGGAGUUAAAACAUGGUCAUGUACGCUACUGGUUGAAAGGAAUUAUGGACCGUCCAUGGAGAUUUGAUAUCAUCACUAUAGCGGCUGUUACCAUUUUAAAAUACGUGGACAUCAAUAUUCCUCAGCUUUUGGUGAGUUUUCAAUAAUAUAACUACCUAGAAAUGCGUGUCUCUUGGCCGAACCCCGUGAAACUCGGGGAAAUGCUCCGACAGGAGGACACAAAGGUGAAACAGCCAACAAAAGUGACAAGGUAUCACUUGACUGAGACUCAUACCCAAGAUCGACUGCAGCAUCGGGACGGCUUUGUCACUUCACCACAAAAUCCCGCAACUUUACCCAAAAACGCCGUUUGAAGCUUUCAGCUAGCCUAGUCGAGACGUGUUCUGAACUACCCACCCAUAAGUGGGUCCGAAUACGAUGGUUUUAACUAGUUAUUACCUUUUAAACAAGAGCUUGAGAAUGCUAAAGAGAAUUCUUGGAAGGCCUAAAUAUUUUCAUUUGGCGUGAAAAUUUGCUUUAGAGGAAAUAAUAUUUUUAAUUAUUGCCAUGAUUACAUGUUCGUAAUCAAUAUGCAAAUAUACUUCUUUCAGCAGGUGUAGCCUAUAAUUUCAGGUAUCAUCAUUGUAUUUGGUUCAAAGUGUACAUUUUGAAAUCGCGGAGAGGAGGCAACAGGGUAUGAACAUCACGAGAUUGCAAAACUGUGAAAAUUACGACCUAAUUAAGGGACCCUAAUCAUAGCAGAUCGAGGUCUCAAUCAGAUUUUUCUUUUAAAAUUAGUAUUUAAAAUAAGUAUUCCCAUGCACAACUUGAUUCUUAUAAUUAUUUUCUUAGCGACCUUGUCAGAAGGAAGAAGAUCGUAACGUGGGAUUUCUUUGCUGCGUUUCUGGCUCACUUAGCACUACUUUCUGUACUGACAGAGGAGGGUACUGUCCAGGAGAGUCUAUUCGUGUCUCGACGGUCAUAGAUAAUAAGUCCAAAAAUGAAGUUGUUGGUCUGAAGAUACAACUUCUUCGAAUCAUCGUCUUGAUUGCCUCUUGUGGUGGGUAACUGAAAGAUUUCAUACUUACGAAUUAGGUUAUGUUUACACUCUAGCUGACAGCCCUUACCCCAGCACGAGAACCAUACCCGAUAGGGCUUCAGAUCUGACAUAAAAGCCAUGAUUUCGGUGCUAUUUCCUGUAACAAAGCGAUCGAAGCUGCGCUGUAACGAUCUUGAAAGUGUGAGCAUCACAUAUCGAAUAGGUUCUCUGCACAUUUUGGUGCAAAGUGAACCGAAAUUCGGACCGUAGCAGAAGUGAAGGAGCAAGGUCUGGAAUCCUUUGAGGUGGAAGUAAAUUGGCGAACCCCUCAGGCACGAUGUUUGAUGUUUGUAAACGACCUAUUCCAUUUGCGUGCCUUUGCUGUUGGUAUAUACGGGGAUGGCGUUUCGUGUCGACUCGAAAGGCUAUCCAGUUUAUUAGUCUAUUAGUGUAGACAUGGCCUAAGAAAGUGAUUAGUGGCACAGAGGUAAUUCUGAUCAAUGAGAAACUACUAAAGUUGCAUGAUAGAAUUAAUUAUAUAAAGAUGGUAUUUUAAUGUACGAGGCUGAGUAUGAUAUCAAGAUAUUCCUUUAUCUGAGAAAGGGCUAUCUGUAGGACCUAAACUCUGCGUUGGAUCUGCAUGCAAAACAUAAUUGUUCCUAUCAUACCCGGCGGUCUAUUCCUAGUGAUAUUACCCAAGAAGAAGUUUUCGUUCUAACUCAAAUGUGUGUAUAAUGUUAUGAAAAAAAUAUAAAAUAGCACUGAAGAGAUGACUUACAUUGGGAAAGUUAUUUAAACCUUGAUUUCCUGCCAUUUUGUUACUAAUAAUAACUUAUAAAACAUAAGGCUCAUGUGGGGCAUUAUCUCUUUUACGCUAUUUCUCAUAACCAUCAUCUAAUAAUUAUCAUUAUCAUUCGAUUCAACUUUUUUCCUUUUCAUUGGCCGAGAGCCACCACGUGACCUGCAAAUAACCGCCCACAAAUAAUAUAAUGGUCUGCUCAUGCGCAAAGUCGUCCAAUUGUGUUUGGCUGCAAAUAAUAUUCUGCUCAUGAGUAAAUGAAACCACACUUUUCUCCUUCUUGCAAUCGCUCUUGCUUGAAAAUGGCAGAUCGCCUCGAUCGUUUCCCAAAGAUAUUCAAAAAACAAACUCGAUGGUCAAUGAUAAUGACCUGCUUGCCACCGACAAUUCACGAUAUUUUGCUCAACCUCCUCCAAUGACUGUUAAUUAUUUUGAUAUAUUUGUAGGAACGGCUACACACUGGGAAGAUAAAGUUGCAUCCAUCUCUAAGGAAGGAGUAAAGCCUGGAGACACUUUAGUAUCACAGCUGCAACUGCCAGUUCCCUCUGUACCUCAAACUAUGCAAAGCUGCAGUUGUUUGAAGAUAUCAUAUCUCCUAAGGGUAAUAUAA
Porites evermanni is the source of this 10268-nucleotide messenger RNA. The record is from the annotation of a GenBank genome assembly. Lineage: Eukaryota; Metazoa; Cnidaria; Anthozoa; Scleractinia; Poritidae.